CAGCGACAUAAGCAUUACGCUAACUGCUGGUCCCAGGACCAUGAAAUUUAAAUUCAGUGUUUGAGAUCUAGUUCUUCAGGGUUGGAUGAUUCUUGGAAUACUGUCCUUCUUGCUUGGAAAUUGAUCAGGGAUGAUCACCUAAUGAAAAGUAUAAGGCCCUUGGACAAGGUUAGAAGUGUCUUGCCUUUUUAUUCCGUCAUCUCAAACCCCAAGAGUAGAAUCCACAAUUACAAGUUUACACAAAUAUAGAUCUCAUGUGAUAUAUAAUUAUAUCAUUUAUAAAUCAAUGACAUUUUUUCUCUUUUGGUUGUAUCAUGUAAUGUGUACCGAAGAAAUUAUGCAUGCACAGUUUCUAAAUCUGUUGGAAUUGUUUGUGGAAUCAAAGGUUUCCACUACAAGGAAUCCCAACAUGCUGGUCAGAAUUUUGAACAGAAAUCAAGCUGAAGAAACAUUCUGCAGUAUUAGUAGCCAGAGUGUCAGCAGAUGUGAUAGGGAGCCUAAAAGAAUCGAUUCUCAUGAAAAGUUUCAAAUGAGGUCAGUUUGUGUGAAUUCUCCCAUAAAGUCCUCAACUUGUCUAAGGCUGUUGCAGUCUCCCACCUUGAAUUCACUUAUCUAUAUACAAAAAAAAAAAAAGGAACAUCUUGCAUUUAAUUCUAAGUCUUCAACGACUUGUUCAGAAUUGGUAUUUGUUUUCACCACUAUGCCAUCUGUUAAUCGUAUUUCUGACAGGGAAAUGAGUUCUCCUCUUGACUGUUUACCUAUGUUGGCUAAGCAAAGUACAGGCUGUAUAUGUCCUAUUAGUGACCCAAACUUAGACUUGAAUUCUGAAGAAAGAUGAAUGGUUUUAAAAAAAUCAGAAUUGCUAAGCUGUGAACACUUUGGAGGCAUAGAGGAACAUUCUCAAGAAUCUGAGACUUCCAAGUCUCUUGUGUAACUUUACAAUGUAAAAGAGGCCAAAGAUUCAGGUUUGGAUGUUUCCGCCUUAAAACUAUCUGUACAAAAAUCAAGUACCUUCAACAGUGUUAAUGCCAGUGUGUGUCAUCGUUCAGUUUUGGGGAGACAGUCUUUUCUGUAAGGUGGUAAUAAAAGGAAUUCAUCUAGUCCCUCAGCUUUCUUCACAGAAAAACAAAACAAAAUAAACAAAAAACAUACCUUCACUAUUUAUGAAGAAAAUGCUACAUCAUCAGACUCCUCCACAUUAAGAAGUUUUCCCCAGAAGGUUAUUCCCUCUAUAUUAACUUAUAUUAACUUACAAGAACCUUGGAAGAGUGGGAAAAUGACACUUCCCUUAUGCAAAUAUGACACAAGAUCGAGAUCUGUUGUUUCUAAUAAUGGACCAAUCCUUAGAGAAGUCAUUUACUGUUACCUUAUUAGGAAAUACCAAGACAACAGAAAAUGUCAUGGUUAUUUCAGAUGGGAAGAAAAACUUCAAAGGGAAGGCGUAGUUCUGUCUCACUCCACAGGGAGACCAACUGCUAGUUCAGAAACAAGCUGACAGAAUUUUCCUACUAAAAUUUUUUUAACUCAGACCUUCGAUGUAAUGUGUGAAUUAAUGAACUUUAAUAUGACUUUUAGUGUAGGAAAGAUAAAAUAUAGAGCUUAUAGUUAUGAGGACUGAGAGACCAUAUCUGAGCUCUGUAUUAAACACACACACACAGAACUGAAAAAGAAAAAAGAAAAAUUUCAUGACUUUUUAUUUUCAUUUACCAGUUCUGAAACAUCUGUCUUUUCUGUGUUCACUUAUGAAUUCCCAAACACAAGUAUUUUGGUAAUGUGUAGUUCAUAUAUUAAUAUUAGCUGAAUUUAUCAUACUUUCUUGAAGAACCACAAUGAAAUAUUUUGUAAACUAUGUUAAGUUGAAUAAAAUAAGCAACAAUAGUAUAUGAUACCUCAUUUUUUCAUUUUAAAAUUUGCUAUAGGGCAUGUGG
Messenger RNA from Tupaia belangeri chinensis (Chinese tree shrew), 1928 nucleotides. RefSeq names its product ERI1 exoribonuclease family member 2 (gene ERI2). NCBI's taxonomy places the organism in Eukaryota, Metazoa, Chordata, Mammalia, Scandentia, Tupaiidae. The record is from RefSeq and is a predicted model, not a curated record.